AUGGCCCUGUUGAAUGCAGUAAAUGCAAUAGUAGACCAUCUUGGAGGGGUUAAUGAACUCGAUGCAGAAGCUUGUAAAGAAGUGUAUGUUUUUCUUCGUUUUAUUUUUUUAGAAACCUUUCUUAACUAGUAGAAAUCAAUCUACGACACCUAGUUCUGAUCUAGCGACAACAAGCACACGAUAUUGUUUUGCAAUACCUUAUUUUAGGCGGAAAGCUCACUAUGGCGUAUAUGGACAACUUUCGGAUACACUUCGUUGUGAAUUGUUCGAUGUAUCCCCACAAGAACUCACUGAGGCAUUAAACACAGGUAAAUAAAAAUGUUUUUGGUCUAUUUUUCGUGUUUUAGUGACAGAGAGAAUACUCAGAUUUGCGACUGCUCAAAACGGAGAUGAAAACAACUUCUAUGAAGCGCUGAUGAAUGAAGGAAUCGAUUUAAUUAAGAUGACAGUCUUCCUCUGGGUCCUGAUUGAAAGAUCAUUGACGUGAGACCAUUUUUUUUAUUUAUCUCAGUUUAGAUUAUGAUCAACGAAAUUGAUUAUAAUAUUUUAGGUCCAAUGAAGAGCUAGAACUCGGAGUCGCUGCUUCAAACUUGUACUUAUGUUUCGCCGGACUUAAAGAUGCCAAAAUGUACAAAGUGUUUCAUGUUUAUGUGUUUGAAGUGAGUAUUUUUCCUUAUAAAUUUUAUUCUUCAACUUUUAGAGAGCUUUGGAACUCCUGAGAAAUGUUGAGAAAAUCAUCCGACCAUCUGGACGAAUGACCAUUGCCCUAAACAAAAGGCGGAGGGACGAUCAAAACGCCGUUGAUCCAGGGAUUGAUUGUGGGAAGAUGGCUGAUAAACUGCUGGAAUCGUUGAGGAUACUGUUUUUGUUCACUCAUUCGAGUAAGCUUAAGGCUUUUAAAUAUCAGUUAAAUUUUAGAUUGGAUCGAAUUCUCUGAGUUUUAAUAUGUUUUAGAUAUAAAGUGGUCUAGUGUAAUAUAAACCAAUUACAAUAAUUUUCAGAAGGCGUUGCUGAUAUUGUAUUUGAGAAGGAGGGCCUCUGCGAGAGUGUGAUCGACUUCCUUCGCGAUAUUUCGGAUCUUGACUUGGAUUCGAAUACCGAUUUUCAAGCCAAAAUAAUCGAUGAGAUCUCCCGAGUCCGCCGUGCUUCAGAUCUUGCGUUCGCGAUUGUCCAAGCGCUCUUGCAAAAAGAUUCCGACUCCCGAAGUAUGGCCAUCAUGAGUCGGUUUGUUAUGCCGCGGAUUUUGUAUUGGGUUGGAGGGAAUUCGAAGUAUCACAUAACUGGAGCCAUCCCCAACGUGCUGAAAGAGGCUUGUCAAGUCAUGAUUCAUUUUCUGAGCACCAGAUUUGAUGUGAGUUGGAGAUUUUUUUUUUUUUAACUUCAUGUUUUAGAAUUUGACCCUCUCCGAACUCCGUUCGAUAAUGCAAAUGCUCAAGAUUUGCCCAUUGCGAUGCACUGAUCGAAGUGAACAUCGCUCGUUAUUGGCUCAGAAUUUCUCGGAGAUUCUCGCCAUGAUGCCACCAAUCGCCGCUGUAGUGAGUUAUUCAAGAUUUUUAAAUGAUUUUUGAUAUCAAGGAUGGUAAAUUUUAUUUUUUUUAGCAUAUGAUCGACUAUGUGUACAUCCUCGGCCGCAACACAAAGACCUCAUAUCGCUCAUUUGCCCUGGAGAUUGUCCCAAAUUUGCUCAGACGAUUCAGUAAGCAUAUUCUUUAUCUUUUUGAUUACGUCUUUAGAUUUCGACCAACUUCACGAUCGCGCUGAGCGGAUCGAGACCAUGUUCAUGGGCGAUGUGGACGAACAAAUCGACGGCCAAGAGGCGGAUGAUGAGAUUGUGGAGGGAAAUGCGGCAGAAGAACCAGAAGAACCCGCCGAACAGGAAGCAAUGGAAAUUGUGGAGGAUGAAAAUGAAGGGGAGGUCACCAUCCGAGAUGAAGAAGAUGAGGCAGCGGCCGAAAAUGCUCCAAGGAAUGGACGAAACGCAAAUUCUGAAGGAUUGUGAGUUUUUUCGGUAUAUUUUUGGGGUUAUAAUAGUAAAAAUCGAUAAGAUUUGGGAUUUUUUGUUGGUUUACGUGUGGUAGGUGACAAAAUUUUUAAAAUUUUUUGAUUGUAAUACGAUUAUUUUUAGAUGUGUGUUCGAGAAAGAAGGAAUGACCGCAAGACAGGCCAUUUUGAAUCUACUGAUCACCGGGUUGGUCGACAAGUUCGCAAUGCAAAAGGCCCUGCAGGCCGUGGAAAUGUUGGUCACCAGUAAUGCCUGUGUGGAUGAUCUGGCUGUCCUGGCGACAAGAUUGGUAGGAAAUGAAACAUUUUUUUUGCAAUAUUUUCGUUUCUCUAUUUGCAGGUCGAUGAGAAUUUGGAAGCCCUGAAACUCGCCGACCGACCUGCUCGAGCACAACAACAGGAGGCCCCAGUAGUCAAAGAGGAGCCCCAAGAACACGAACUCAGCGCGAUUUUGGAAGAUCAACCGAAUUCAGCCGGCAUUGACGACCUCCUGAGGUUGGUGAUCAAAGCAUGCGACUCCGAGAAGACACCGAUCGCGAAACAUGCACUGUGCUGUCUUCAAGCCAUUUUAAUUAAUGUGGAAGUGGACCCGGAGAUGACCAAGAAGUGUGUGGAGAAAAUAAAGGUAGGAAAGUUCGGAAAUUUGUAGGGGAAUUUACCUGAAAACAAAAGAUUUUGAAUUUGUGAGAGGAAAAAAUAUUGGUUUUGCAAGGUUUUAAAAAAGAAUUUUUCGAUUUUUUAUCUUUAUUUUUUUCAGGAAAAGUGUUGGGAUGUGGCGAUCCAGGUCCGAAAACAGGCCGCCCUCUGCCUCCACAAACUCCUCCCUCGAUUCCCGAGCGGAAUCGAACACGCCUGGCUGCGCGGUGUUCUCCAUCAGGUAGUGGACAACGAGAGCGGAGUGGCCAACCAGGCCAUCAAACUGGCCUCGGAAUACAUUGUGGACGGCCUCAAGGAGGAAAGACCCAAUCCAACCUGGAAUCUGAUGGAUGUCGUGGAAGGGGACACGGAAUACACGUGAGUAAUUUUUUUUGACAAGGAAAGUACUAUGGGGUAUGGAGUUACAGGUCGAGUCAUAUAUUAUAAAAAUCGCAAAAUUUUUUUGAUUCGGAAUAUGUAAAAGUUAGCUGCCUAAUUUUGGUUUGUAAGGGUAAAAAAUUCUCUGAAGUUUUCCCGCAACACCACGCAAAUGCCUUUUUGACAAGGUUUUUACCAAAUCAAAAGCUUUGUUUUGAGCUAAAGUGAACCCUGGUAUCUUGAGAAGCCUUAAAAUAUCAAAUUUGAUUUAUACUACACCUUAAUCAGUAGUUCCGACAAGCCCCGCUCACGCGGGCCUUGACGCCGCUGUGCGCGCAAAGGUCGUCCAACAUAAAGUUGACUUGAUCGCACAAAGGUUGAUGAUCGCGUGCACUACAGUUGAUCGUGCAGGCCACGCUUCGCGUGGCCAACAACGCGCUGGCGCGCGUUAUACUGCCUCAAGCCCGGCAGUUCCGUUGCCAAGGGCCGCGCGCCAGCGCUACCUUUCAGCAGCUGAACUCUUCUUUGAACUUUACCUCGGCCUUCGGCCUCGGCACAGUUUACUCCAGCAGUCAACUACAACAUUCAGAAGGUUCCGUAAUCAACGGCGGCCUUCGGCCGCCGAAGCUUCCAGAAAACACUCACUUUGGCUCGGCCUUCGGCCUCGCAGUCAUUUUUUGUGUUGCUUCAUCGUUAUUGAACUUUUCCUAUGCCUUCGCCCUCGACAGAAUCCCGGGAGCCCGACAUUCAGAAGGUUCCGUGACCAACGGCGGCCUCCGGCCGCCGAAGCUUCCAAAAAGUCCCUUUGACUCGGCCUUCGGCCUCGCCAAGUCGUAUUUUAAGAAAUUUUGGGUUUCUUUGAACUUUACCUUGGCCUUCGCACAGUUUACUCCAGCAGUCAGCUACAACAUUCAAAAGGUUCAGUAACCAACGGCGGCCUUCGGCCGCCGAAGCUUCCAAAAAAAAGCUCCUUUAGCUCGGCCUGCGGCCUCGCAGUCAUUUUUCGUGUUGCUUCACCGUUAUUGAAGUUUGCCUCGGUCUUCGGCGGCUGCAGAAUCCCGGUAGACCUACAUUCAGAAGCUUCCGUGACCAACGGCGGCCUCCGGCCGCUGAAGCUACCAAAAAAAAGUCCCUUUGGCUCGGCCUUCGGCCUCGCCAAGUCGUAUUUUAGGAAAAUUUGGAGUUCCGCACACGAACUGCAUCCAGAAUUUGAUUCUGCGUCGAUUGGGACCAAAAUCAUGUCGAUAGCUCCACUGGCAGCCGAGUUCUGGAAGGGCGGAUCCAGAAAAUUUCAAAUUUUCGUCUUUGUCGCUAGGCGGGCGGGGUAAGAUGGUCGUAUGUUGGGAAAUAAAAGUUGUUUCUAGGGCAGUUUGACGUGCUGAUUACGGGGCGUAUCCCGAAAAUUCGCUGAAUUUGCUAUUCGUGCCCUCAGGGCCGAUUUUGUGCAAAAAAUCCCGAAAACUCCCUACGGUGCAUUCGAUGAGCAUUCCGGCACCGUAUCAGAAGCCGAAAAUAAGCACAGAGUAACUUCAGUCUAUUGCCGAGACAAUGCCGAAGCCCUUUUUUUGAAUUUCGAUCUAGUUUUCCCGGAAAACUUUCCGGAAAAUUUGGCCUUUUUUGGGAACUUUCAGAAAAUCCCGAAUAGCUAAAAUACGAAAUACGAUAGAAAGAUACGAAAUGUGGUUCUAGGGCAUGUCAGGCAUGCUGAUUCAGAAUCCGUUGUCAAAAUCCAGAAAUUCCGUCAUCUUGAUGGUGAAAAAUGGAAAAAUCCGAAAAAUGUCGAAAAUCGCCAAUAACUUUCGACCGGUCGAUCCUACACUCACGAUGUUUAGCUCAGAAGGCUUAAAAUUUUGCGUAGAUAACGAUGGAACUCAGUUUCGUCCCACACAAUAACGCUCACAUCAGGUACCCUCAGGGCAUAUAUGUGAAAAAUUCGAAAAUUCGCGCGCUUUUGGCCCCAGUCGAUAAGAAAAAAUGUAGAAAAGCUAAGGGCGACUCGAAAAAUGUGAAAAGUUACAGCCGAUCCAAAAUCAAAAAAUCCCAUUUUCAAACGCUCGCAAUUCCCGCCAGGAUGAAAAUUCCAACUAAGUGCUGAUGCCCAAAGUCAUCGAAUCCCUGCACCAGUUGACAAAAAAAAAGUCUCGAAAAAAAGUGCACGUUGAGUAUUUUUCAUUUUAGCAAAUUGGGGAGUUUUUGAUAUAAAAAAGGGGCAUUUGUGUGGUGUUGCGAGAAAAGUUGUGAGGAUUUUUUUCACCCUUACAAAACAAAAUUAGGCAAGCUAACUUUGCAUAUUCUGAAUCAGAAAAAUUUUACGAUUUUUUUGAUAUAUGACUCGACCUGUAACUCCAAACCCCAUAGGAGCACUUUGCUCGUGAAGUUUGAUAUUGUGGAAAAUAUAAAGUUGGAUUUUAAUGGGGUUUGUUUUAGACGGUACUUGUCCAUUUGCCUCACCGAACAACCCCCAGGCUCCAAUCGAACCACCAACGUCUCCGAAGACUUUAUCCGACGUCUGGAGAGGGUCACCGAACAGGAUGAUUGCCCGCCAUCGGCUUGGAUGCUCCUGGCCGAACUCAGCCCCUUUAUGGAGGUCCGUCCCCAAUGCGCCGAGCAUGUUUUUGAUUCGGUGGACUUUGCGAAUGCCGAGGACAGAAUCCCAACCUAUGUGGCGAAGAUUAUAGCCAACAGAUCGAACAAAAUCCCGGCCGCGAGAAGAGACGUGAUGAAGGAGAAAAUCGCCGAGAAAAUUAGAGAAAAUCAGUAAGGAUUUGUUAUUUAUGAGGUGGAAUAGGGAGAUUAGGAAAUGGAUCUUCUGAUCUGGACACUUUUGAAGAUUUUAUGUGACAAAAAAAUUGUUUUGGGAACAAGGAAGAUAGAGGAUUAUAAUUUUUUUGAUAAUAAAGUAAUAUUUUUACUUUCAGAAUCGCUGUAACCCAUAUUGGUGCUGUUUGCUACGCCUUUGCAUGCCUGAUGAACGCUGUCGGCAAGGAACGACCUCCGGGAGCGGCGGAUAUGCAGGAAUUUGUGAAAAAAUACCAAAAAGACGCCAUCAAAAGACUCAGCGAGGAUAUUGUGAACCCCUACACCGUCCGUGUGGCCUCUCGCUCAUCGGCGGCAUCCGAGUUCAACUCCCAACGACUCGACACCUUGACGGACAACAAGACGGACCAGUUCUUGCGCAUGAUCCACAGCAUCGGAGAGUUGUUCCAAUACGCGCCGAACGCGGUGGAUAACAAAUUUGUGAAUGUGUUAUGUGUUAUUGUGGCUGGAGAAGAAGUGGCCUGUGAGUGGGAUUGAAAACGGAGUCGAUUGGGGAAAAGUACUGAAGCCGAAAAGUAUUAUUUUUCUUCGAUGCAAGUGUGAAAUUGGGAUAAUCGAGGGUGCUGAUUUUGAAAAUGACAUUCAUUUUUUUUGAUAGUUACUUUUUUCCUUAAGUGGUACUGUAAAGUAGUAAUUUUUUGAAUUUUUUUCAUAAAUACUCGAUUUUGGGGUUCUCGAUGGUGCUGAUUUCGAAAAUCUUAUUAAUUUUUUCUGAUUUGAAAGCAGCACCACCGUAAAACCCCCAAAUCGAGUAUUUUUGAAAAAAAUUCAGAAAAUUACUACUUUACAGUACUACUUAAGGAAAAAGUUAAAGAUCAAAGAAAUGAAUGUCAUUUUCGAAAUCACCACCCUCGAUUAUCCUAAUUUCACACUUGCAUCGAAGAAAAAUAAUACUUUUCGGUUUCCCAAUCGCACUUUUCCCCAAUCGUCCCAGUUCCGAUUGAAAAUAUUACGAUUUGUUUUUGAUGUGUGAAGUGUAAUAUAAUUACUUUCAGUCCACCACUACCGCCAAUCCCAGCAAUUUCGCGCCGAGUCCGUGAUGACGAACGGCACUCAAGGCACGAAUAUCAGAGACCUCCAGGCCCAGCAGCUGCGCGAGGUCAUCUCCAUGAUCCCCAUGGGCAUUCGAGCCGCGGCCGCCUUUGCGAUUGGUCGGAUUUGCAUUUUACAUGAGACAUUUGCCAAUCGAUAUAUCCAAACCUUGAUCCAAUUGCUGACUUCGGACAAGGACAAUUGCUUGAGGAACAACAUUUUGAUUGUUCUAGCGGAUUUGUGCACAACGUAAGCGAUUUUUUGGAAGUUUGAAGGUGUAGAAGGGGGUUAAGAUGAAGAUGAUGAUAUGAUUCUUAGUGGUGGAGCAGCCGUCAAUCAGUUUGGACCGGUCCUAGCCACAGCCUUGAGGGACAAAUCGGUGUUGGUUCGACGGCACGCGGUCUCGUUGAUCACCACCUUGAUCAGAGACGAAUUCUUCAAAUGGGGAGGCCAGAUUAUGUAUUAUUAUCUGGGAGCACUGGUGGAUCCGGAUGACAAAGUUCGAGAACAGUGUCAUGCUUCUUUGGUAAGGAUUUUAACGUUUAUAUCAACCCGUUUUGCUGGGUUUUAAAAUGAGAUCUGAGGACAUUACUUUAGCUGAAUGUCCUCCUCCCAAAAUUCCCGAACAUGUUCAGCAACAAGUUUGUGGAGUCGAUGUUCUACCUGAACGACGUUGUCCACCCCUCAAUGAAAGUUUUGAUCCAACGUGGGUUUAGUUGCGAUCAUUUUUGGAUAUUGUUUUAGAGGAAAAAGAAAACUGCUCGUUGCCAGUGGAGGAUUACUUCAAAAUGUGGGGCGCGAGGAAUCGAAAGAACCGAAUGAGAAUUUAUUUGUUCAUUGUAAGUGGUACUGGUGUUUUUGGAAGGGAUUGUAAAGGAUUUUGAGUUUUAAUUUUGAAUUUUUAGAUCAGCACUUUCGAAGACAAAAUCAAGGUCCCGCUGAUGGGAAGAAUCGCAAUGGAAGUGUUCCAGUGUGUUGUGGAUGAAGCCCUAGACCCCAGUGACUCGAAAGUACAAUGCCUCAUGAGGGACGCAUUGGAUGUAAGAAGCAACGACCCAAAAUAUUACCCUUGUUUUAGAUACUCAGAGCAAAAGAAAUGGUCCUCAGCAUGAAUGUGGGCAAGAAAACAGCGGCCGAUGAUGUGGAUGAGGAGUCAGAAGAGGCUAAUGUGGUAAGUUCAGAGGAAAUUUUGAGGGUUUGAGGUGAUUCAGAGGGCUUGGAAGGGUUAUCUUGAUGUAGAUGGUGUAGGUGGAAGAUUGAUUUUUUUCUUGGGUCAAGCUAGCUAGCUAUCAGCUUGUUUGGGAUGGUUGAUUUGUAAUUUAGAUUUAAACUAGUCCCUUGUGUUUCAUAUUUCAUCUUUUGGGAAUCAAUUUUAUUUUAUUUUUGACUUCAGAUGGCCCAAAUGGCAAAGGACGUCAUCUCCAACGUGUACAUGUACAAAAUCAGCAACGAUUGUCUGCAUUAUCUGUUCAAAGCCCGCGAUUAUCUUAAAGUGAAACAAUUCCCCGACUUGGCCCGACAAACUUACAGCACCAUCCUGGACAUCUUCGAACAAUACAUUGACUUUUUUGAACAACUCUGUGGACCUGAUGCCCAGCGAAGGGAAGAAGUGAAAAAUGAUCUCAAGAGACAUCGAAACCUCAAUGUCCCUCAACCCGGCGGCCCUACUCGACGAGCCCCCGCGAAUCAAAAUCAAGAACAGCGCCGACCUCCGAGCAGGGAAGAGGAGGACGGUGCGGAUGAAUAA
Bursaphelenchus xylophilus (pine wood nematode) is the source of this 8611-nucleotide messenger RNA. The record is from the annotation of a GenBank genome assembly. NCBI's taxonomy places the organism in Eukaryota, Metazoa, Nematoda, Chromadorea, Rhabditida, Aphelenchoididae.